AUGAAUCAAGCGGCCUCUCCGCCGGCCUCUGCGAAUGCUGCCGUGCCCCAGCCCAAGCCCAUCCGCUUCGUCACUAACCAUGACGGGCCCUAUGCCAAGCGCCGUCGCAUCAACUCGGCCUGCUUGACAUGUCGGAAGAAGAAGACGCGCUGUUCCGGUGAGCGCCCGGUUUGUGGGACUUGCACCCAAAACAAGCACGAGUGCGCUGGCUACGGCGACGACAAUGGCGCGGGCGAUGCGCAGAAGAAUAGCAAAAAGGUCCCCUCCCGACGAGCAAGCACAGUGUCCAACAACAGCACCUCGGCCCUGAAAAAUGAGGCUCCUAUUGAUCCCCAGCUCACGCGGCCGUCUAUUCCACACACGACCUCUCAAGCGUCUGACUCCAGCACCGUCAACCCAUCGCCCAAGCAGGAUAUCGCCACUGGCAGUUCCGGCCUAACUUUGAGCACGCGCAAUAGGAUGCCGUACUUUCGGUACUUUGGUCCCACCGCCAUUGUGCCUGGCCUGAGGCAGAUGGUCGUCAAGGUGCGCGGGAAACAACACGGAAGUGCGCAGACUACAUCCGAUCCGCACAUUAUUGAAUCCUCACCUGCUCAGCCUUCUGUGGGUUCGCCACCUGCACAAGAAGCUCGUACCCCAAUAGAGAUACCCGUAUACGAUGCGUCGUCUAUGUCUCCGAGUCCGCUUAUUACCCACCUCUGCAAGGUCUUCUUCGCCCACCUCGGCUGCUCAUUCCCCUUUCUGCAAAGAGAAAGGUUCAUGCGCGAUUUGGAGGAGAAGCAAGUGGAUGCCAUACUCGUAGACGCUGUCUGUGCCUUGGCGGCCCGCUUCUCAACGCAUCCCAUGUUGACGGGCAACAACAACGAUCACAAAGACGGCGAGAACGAAGCCUCCAAGCUCCAACCCUCAGAAUACGGCCAGGCGUUUGCGCAAAGAGCAAAGUCCGCAAUUCCAGACGCCUUUCCAUGUCCCAGUGUGGCGGUGGUGCAAGCUGCUCUUCUCCUCGCCUACGACGAAUUCGGCGCAAGCCGCGAUAGUGGCUUGUGGAUGUAUCUUGGAAUAGCUAUCCGCAUGGCUCAAGAUCUGGGAAUGCAGUCUGUAGGAGGCCUCAAGUAUGAGGGGCGCCACGGGCCAACGCCGAGUUCGGUCAAGAGUAACCUAGAAGAGCCGCGGCCAUCGGAGCAGUCUACGUCACAAGACAACUGUGAAAGAAGUACCGAAGAACAAGAGCAGCGGGCAGCCGAGCGUGAGAGGUUGGACACUUUCUGGUCAAUCUUCUUCCUGGAUCGAGUCAUAUCGUCUGGCACCGGGCGUCCAGUCACUCUGCGCGACCGCGACAUUGAGAUUUCUUUCCCUUCUCUGGACGAGGUCGAUUCUUCUGGAUGGCCACUGCCUUAUCCUGCCUUGAUUCGAGUCAUUCAUCUCUAUGGACGUGUAACUGAUUUGCUGAACCGCAUCAGAAGCGCUGCCGAUGUCACACCAGAACUUCACAAGCAAUUAGGAGUUUGGGAGGACCGACUGACAAACAUCUAUCAGAAUCUCUCGCCUAAAUUACACUUCAAUGCUGUAAACUUUCAACAAUACGUCAAACUAAACCAAGGAACAAACUUCUUGUUGCUCCACUGCUGGUUCCACACGCUCAUUGUUCUGCUGCACCAACCGACACUCUUGAGAACUUUCGAGGGUACGCCCCAGCCGCAAUCCAAUCAUAGCCGAGAAUUGUCCAUGUCUUCUGCAAAGACUGUUGCCGAUAUACUAGCUUUUACGGAGCUUAUAGAUGUGAAGACUGGCAUGGGUAAUCCGUUUACUAGUCAGCCCAUAUACAUCGCUGCGUGUGCCUUUCUCAAGGAGACGGCUAUUCACUCUGCAUCGUCUCAACCCCAUUCCCGUCCUACCAGUCCUAAUCGAAAUGAAGACAAUGAUCAGAAAGCACCCAUUGGCAGCUCGCUUGAUCGUCUUGAAACUGCUAGUUCUUCCGUCAACGAUCGGGAACAGAAGCAGACUGCCGCCAAGCAUACACUGCUUGCGUCUGCUGCCAACCAAAACUAUCAACGUUGCUACCGUGCUCUAAAGGCCCUCGAGACCUACUGGGCAGGUGUCAAGUACAUCAUGACUGUGCUCGAUCAAAAGGCGAAGGGGGUUUGCGAUCCCCUGCUUUACACUGCGGAAGAGAUGGAGAGCGCUUUGGAGGCACCCCGACCGGAACCAUCAUUCACUAGCCCGGGCUGGAGGAGGAAGCUUAGUUGGGGCACAUACUUGACGGCUCAAAGCUCGGAUGCCGAUGUUGCCAAGAUGGCGGCUGCAAUCAGGAAAGGAGCGCGAUCUCCAAAGUUGCCUGGCUCACCAAUGGUGCACCCCAGUCAAGCAAUAGGAUGGUCGCUUACCGGAAUCAUGAACUCGCCCUCGACAAAUGUCGCCGUCAUGUACACUUCUGAGAACGGUGAAGGUCGAACCCCGAAGCCACCGCCUCCCCACCAAACACCAGCUACCGCACAACCUUCCAUAGCAUCCUUGAUGUCCGACCCACCGAUCAAAUUCGAGGCACAUCAAUCCUUAACAUCACCACCAAGCAUCUCACGCUUCAGCUCUUCAUCAAUGCCUCCACCCCCAACCAACCAAGCCUACAGCAACAUGCCCAACCCCGACCCCGUCAUGGUCUCAGACGCCGACCUCCUCCUAAACCUACACUCCCCCUUCUCCGGCAAUUCCCCUGCUGCAGUCCGCACCCCAAUCUCCACCCAGCAACCUUUCACCCGUGGUCCUACGCAAAUGCAACCUCCACCCCCACAAAACGAUUUCUCGCCCACUUUCACCACGUUUCACGCCCCGCCAGAUCAUGUUUUUGGGGAUAUGGUUAUUGAUACCCAAGACGUCGAUAUGUCGCUGCUGGGCGCGGAUAUGAUGCCCUGGGAUCUAGAGUAUUUACCACAUGAUAUGUUGUCGUUUGGUGAUGCAUCAUUUGGGGGUGCGGGGUUUGGAGGGGGUGAUGGGACGGGGGGUAAUGCUGCUGAAUGA
Molecule: messenger RNA, 3015 nt
Organism: Bipolaris victoriae FI3
Lineage: Eukaryota; Fungi; Ascomycota; Dothideomycetes; Pleosporales; Pleosporaceae
Exons: 5
Coding region: 1-3015 (1004 amino acids)
Biological process (GO): regulation of DNA-templated transcription; DNA-templated transcription
Molecular function (GO): DNA binding; zinc ion binding; DNA-binding transcription factor activity, RNA polymerase II-specific
Source: RefSeq, a predicted model, not a curated record